Messenger RNA from Vombatus ursinus (common wombat), 387 nucleotides. It is a transcript of the gene CDKN1C, whose product is annotated as cyclin dependent kinase inhibitor 1C. The annotation marks the transcript as partial. Gene Ontology annotation, biological process: regulation of cell cycle. Lineage: Eukaryota; Metazoa; Chordata; Mammalia; Diprotodontia; Vombatidae. The record is from RefSeq and is a predicted model, not a curated record. Gene Ontology annotation, molecular function: cyclin-dependent protein serine/threonine kinase inhibitor activity. The transcript has 2 exons. Gene Ontology annotation, cellular component: nucleus.
GCCUGUACCAGCGCCUGCGGCUGCCGCGGACCGGACGGCUCGAGCCGCCCCCACCCCCACAGCGUCGGAGCAGACUGGACAAGGACGGACUUGAUGGGCGACCGUCGGGCGUUCCCGGUGGAGGCCAGCGCGGGCGUGUGCCGCACCCUCUUCGGGCCCGUGGACCACGAGGAGCUGGGCCGUGAGCUGGUGGGCAAGCUUGCCGAGAUGAGUGCCGAGGACGAGCGCCGCUGGGAUUACAACUUCCAGAGCGACAGGCCGCUCGUGGGCCCGGGCCGCCUGCAGUGGCAGGAGGUGGCCGAGCACACGGUGCCCGCCUUCUACCGCGAGACGGUGCAGGUGGGCCGCAGCCGCUUCCCGCUGCUGGUGCUGCGCCCGGCGCCCGGC